Molecule: messenger RNA, 2059 nt
Organism: Ipomoea nil (Japanese morning glory)
Lineage: Eukaryota; Viridiplantae; Streptophyta; Magnoliopsida; Solanales; Convolvulaceae
Product: protein trichome berefringence-like 7
Exons: 5
Coding region: 649-1950 (433 amino acids)
Cellular component (GO): Golgi apparatus
Molecular function (GO): O-acetyltransferase activity
Source: RefSeq, a predicted model, not a curated record
GAAUAAACAGAAUCUAAAAUUCACAACAGACAAGGUACAACCUAGCCAUUAUUCAUGUACCAUAUUUGAUCCUGAUUAAGAAAGUUUAGAUUAAAGAAAGGCUGAGACCAUACUGCUCUCAAUUCCACGUAGAACCCUGCAAUUAUAUUAUUCAAGAAUCGGUUCCCAUGACCAACCACCACCAGGUCCACCACCCUCCUCCUUCCAUCUCUUUCAUUUCAAGAUUUGGAGUCUCAUUAUCUCAAAAUCUUCAGCUCCCUCACUGCCCCCCGCGAUUUUCAAAAGGGUACCUCGCAUUGCCGCAAGAUUUGCAAAAGGGUACUUCGCGCUGCCGCAAGAUUGCAAAAGGGCAGAUAAUCUGGGCUCUGGGUUUGGAUGCUCAGCUUUUUCCUCUUAGGUUAUGGUGUAAAAGUUUGAAUCUUUGCAAUGGGUAUAUGAGUUUUGGGAAAUUUUAGGCCAAGUUUUGAGAUUUUUACUGGGGGGAUGGAAUGAUUGUUUUGUGUUUGGUUGGUGAGGUGUUAGUUGAGUUGGUGUUUUCUUGGUUGCUUGUUGUGUGGGUUUGAAAUCUGGUGUGUGUAUAUUUUGGGCAUCUGGUGAGCAGUUAAAAUCAAAUGCAACUUACUAACAUUCAUUCAAAUUUGAUGACUGAUGACGCGAACUGUAGAGAGGAUGGGUAGUUUCAAUAGAAGUGUUUCAUUUAAGCCGAGGGGAUCAAAUCUUGGGAGCCCUAGAUUUAGUAGGAAGAACUGGGUUAAAAAGUUGUUCCGGGUACUCAUUGUGAUUGGAUCCGUGGUUACAUUCCUCUUGGCGAUUAGUGGUGGCUAUUUGUAUGUGCUGCCAAGUUUUACCCAGGCGUUUCAUGAGUUUAGUGAUACGGAGACCGCCUUUAAUGGUUCCAAUAGUGAGUGUGAUAUAUAUGACGGGAAUUGGGUUGUAGAUAACAGUUAUCCAUUGUACAUUGCUUCGGAAUGCCCCUUUGUAGAGCAAGGGUUUAACUGUUUGGCAAACGGUCGAACAGAUGGGGAUUAUAUCAGGUGGAAAUGGAGGCCUAGGUCGUGUGGUAUUCCGAGAUAUCAUGUGCAUAGUACUUUAGAAAUGCUCCGAAACAAAAGAGUUGUUUUUGUUGGUGAUUCGAUGAGUAGAACACAGUGGGAAUCUUUGAUAUGUUUGUUGAUGACAGGCGUGCAAGAUAAGAGUAGUGUUUUCGAAGUCAAUGGGAAUAAGAUUACAAAGCUGAUUCGGUUUUUAGGGGUGAGGUUCAGUUCCUUUAAUUUCAGCAUCGAGUUUUACAGAUCGGUUUAUCUCGUCCAACACAAUUGGUCAGCUAAAUAUGGACCGAGAAGAGUUAGAUCAACGCUUAAACUCGACAAGAUGGAUGCCAUCAGUCACGAGUGGACUAAUGCAGAUAUACUCAUAUUCAAUUCUGGACAGUGGUGGGUGCCGGGAAAGCUUUUUGGAACAGGAUGCUAUUUUCAAGUUGGUAAUACAAUCAGACUUGGAAUGUCGAUACCCAUGGCUUUCAGAACAGCUCUACAAACUUGGGCAUCUUGGGUCGAUGCCAACAUUAACCCUAAUAGAACGCGUGUCUUUUUCAGAACAUAUGAACCAUCUCACUGGAGGAACUUAACUCUGCGGCAAUGCUAUGUGCCAAACCAACCUCUUUCGGAGACUGGAGGGCAGGAAUAUAGUUCAUUCUCGGACGCCAUAUUAAAUGUUGUUAAAAGUAUGAUUGUUCCCGUUACUGUUUUGCAUAUAACUCCCAUGGCUGCAUUCAGGAGCGAUGCCCAUGUCGGUACUUGGAGUGACAAUCCUUCACUAUCUGACUGUAGCCACUGGUGUCUACCCGGAGUACCUGAUGUGUGGAACGAAAUAGUCCUCUCGUAUCUGCAUGCAACAUACAGGUCUACUCUCCGGGAAAGGAUGCUGAGUAAUACUACAAUUGCAAGAUAGCAGCAAUUUUACAGGGAAAUGUAUAGUUCACAGAGAAAGUGAUUUUUGUUCUUCAACAACUUGUAUUCAUGAUGGAAAGGAAAUGUCAUUAUUGCUCAUCAUUCAAUAU